CGCACUGCAAACCAGCCUGCUUACUCAGCAUUGACCGCAUUUGCACUGUUUGUUUGCCGUCAACGUUGCCUCUUGCCAACGUUUAUAUAAACAACAUCAACUCCUAGGUUGUCUGGCCUCUGCCGGAGAGUAACAAGGAGGACACACAGGCCUGAUGGCUCGAGAAUCGUUCCAGAUCUCGCAGCUGGCAGUCCCUGCGGUCUCCGUUCUGAUCAGCUUCCUCGCCUACACAUCGCAGUACCUCUUCCUGCACUUUGAAGAUGCACCGCUGACCAACGACGAAGUGUGGGGGAUCAAUUGUUUUGCCCUGUGCAUCUGGAUCUGCUAUUACCGGGCGUGCACCGUUGAUCCGGGACGUCUUCCACAGGACUGGGAACCGCCCCAGACGAACAACGGCUCCACAUCCGACGCCCAGGGUUCACAGGCCGAGGCCUCUGGACGGCAGCGGUGGUGUCGGAAAUGUGAGGCGUUCAAGCCCCCUCGGGCUCACCAUUGCAAGACAUGCCAGCGAUGUAUCCCCAAGAUGGAUCACCACUGCCCCUGGACGUCGAAUUGUGUGUCUCACUUUACUUUCCCACAUUUCAUCCGCUUUCUGUUCUUUGCGGUGGUGGGAAUGGGAUAUCUGGAGACUCGGCUCUUCUUGAGAGGGUCUAUUCUAUGGGCUAACCGGAACUUACCGAGCUACCUUGGCCCCAGCGUGUUUCAGAUGUUCCACCUUUUCCUGUUGAUUGUGGUGAACAGUCUAACAGUCUUUACGCUUUCCAUACUGCUUUUCCGCAGUCUAUGGUCUCUGGGUGCCAACGAGACGACGAUUGAGACAUGGGAGAUCGAACGGCACAAGACUCUCGUUCGACGGGCUAAAUACCUGGGUGGCUAUCUUGACGGGCCGGGAGGGGUCAAAAUUCAGAUUAAGAAGCAGGAGUUCCCGUACGACAUUGGGAUUUGGUCGAAUAUAAAGGCUGGAAUGGGGGGUAGUUUGAACAUUUUCAGUUGGUUCUGGCCGUUGGCUGCAACUCAAAGCCGAAAAAGUGGCUGGGAUUUUCCAGUCAACGGGUUCGAAGACUCUGAUCUGUCAUGGCCCCCGCCUGACCCCGACCGUAUCCCCCGUCCGCUGAGACAGAUGGGAAACGAGCCCUUUACAGUCCCCCAGCAGUACAGCUCUGCUCGGGAGGAGAUCCAAGCCUUCAAUCGCCGUCAGGCAGAGGACAUGGUCCGCGUGCAGCGCCGGAAGCGGUUUCACGAUCGGUUUGGACAAGAUGGGUACGACGAGCCCGCGUCCACGGAUGAGGAUAAUUCCGGUGCGGAGAGCAGCGAGCCGGACGAAGGGGAGGAGAGCUGGAAGAACUCCGAGGGCGAACGGCUGCGUGAUUUUGGGGUCGACGAGGCCAUCGAGUUCUACGACGAGGAGGACAUUCCCCUGGGGGUUCUCAUGAGGAGGCGUAGACAUUCAUAAUUGAUAAUCAACCAUAUGUAUAGAUAUAUAGAUUGAUG
Molecule: messenger RNA, 1491 nt
Organism: Penicilliopsis zonata CBS 506.65
Lineage: Eukaryota; Fungi; Ascomycota; Eurotiomycetes; Eurotiales; Aspergillaceae
Exons: 5
Coding region: 155-1453 (432 amino acids)
Biological process (GO): peptidyl-L-cysteine S-palmitoylation; protein targeting to membrane
Cellular component (GO): endoplasmic reticulum; Golgi apparatus; endoplasmic reticulum membrane
Molecular function (GO): protein-cysteine S-palmitoyltransferase activity
Source: RefSeq, a predicted model, not a curated record